Molecule: messenger RNA, 864 nt
Organism: Penicillium samsonianum
Lineage: Eukaryota; Fungi; Ascomycota; Eurotiomycetes; Eurotiales; Aspergillaceae
Product: sucrase/ferredoxin-like domain-containing protein
Exons: 2
Coding region: 1-864 (287 amino acids)
Source: RefSeq, a predicted model, not a curated record
AUGUUUCGCUCACUAUUGGCGAUCACUGGCAGGCGCCCGAAAUACAUAUUUCCUGAAGUCGAUCCGAAGGUCGACGGAGAUGACUGCCGCACCGACUGCAAUGACUGCACCGUGAAAUGUCCCAAAAACGUCAAGAUUGACACCACACUUCCGAUGUACGGAUUUAUCAAAGAGUUCCACGCGCACAUACUCGUUGCAACGGGGAAAACAGAUUGGAUCCGGAAGGUCGAACAAGAGGAUGGAAGUUUAAUGGAGGCAUUCAAAUCGGACGCAAAGUCCAAGCAUGGUCGUCUCAUGAUCUCCGCGUCCAACCUCACUCCACCGGGUGGAGAGGUGCCUGAUACCUCUAAGACAACAGUCCUCCUAUUGCCAUCGUUCACCUUUGUGGAUAAUGUUUCUUACUCGGAUGCCCAGAACGUGGUCGAAACUUUCAUUGACGUGCCACCGGGUAAUCCAACCCAGUCCAUAAGCAGUCCACGAUUGACUUCCCGACCAUGUCCACAUGACUAUGUAGUCCUGCUGUGCUCGCAUAAGCGGCGUGAUGCGCGCUGUGGAAUUACCGCACCGUUGAUCAAAAAGGAGAUGGAGCGACAUCUGCGCGGACAUGAUCUUUACCGAGAUAUGGAUGAUGAACGACCUGGCGGUGUGGGAAUUUACUUCGUCUCCCACGUUGGGGGUCACAAAUUCUCUGCAAACGUGCUGAUCUAUCGGAAGAAAGAACAGCAGAUGAUCUGGUUGGCUAGGGUCAAGCCGGAGCAUUGCGAGGGGAUUGUGAAUUACACAAUCCUGGAAGGGAAGGUUGUUCAUCCGGAUUCGCAGCUCAGAGGGGGAUUUGACAGAGCUAAAGGGUUGACAAGCUGGUGA